Molecule: messenger RNA, 1851 nt
Organism: Sodiomyces alkalinus F11
Lineage: Eukaryota; Fungi; Ascomycota; Sordariomycetes; Glomerellales; Plectosphaerellaceae
Exons: 3
Coding region: 1-1851 (616 amino acids)
Source: RefSeq, a predicted model, not a curated record
AUGGCCUCGGCUGCCGUCGCAAACCCGGGGCCAGGCGUCCUCUCCGGGGCACCCCCAUCUUCUUCCCCUUCCUCUUCCACCCAGCCACUCGCCCGCUCCUCGUCGUCGUCUUCAUCCCCGAAAUCUCUGUCGCGUACCCUGACGGCAAAGAGCGUCACCGACCCCAUCCUCCGCAAUGCCCUGCGCUACACCAUCUCCGCUCGCGAAUAUGCCAUUCUCCACAAGUAUAUCCUGUCGCGUCCCCGCGUCCUGCGCCGUGCCGCGCCCUCGGUAGCCACCGUCGAGCGCAUCAUCGAGGGUUCCGAUGGGAGGGGGAAGAAGGGACAGCCGGCUGCUGUGGACAACGCGGGAGGUAGUGGCGGUGGUAAUGGUAGCGGUAAUGGGGACAGUUAUAAUACACGGGCCGUUAGGGAAUCGCUGCGGGUGUUUCUAGGGACUGCGGGUGCCAUGAAGACCUUUGAAGCGCUGGCUAGUAGGGUAGCCGGCAAGAAAGAACCCAACACAUCCUCCAAGAAACAACCGCUCCACAAAUCGUCGACUUUCCGCCUCUCCCUCUCCCUCUCCACCAUCCUCCUCCUCUACCGCGUCCUCUUCCGCUUCCUCACCCGCCUGCGCAUGCACCUCCUCGACGACGCCGCUCGGCCCUUCCGCCUCCGCAACCCCCGCGCCGCCGCCACCCUGACCUCGCCCUUCGCCCCCGCCGUCGGCGCCUCCCUCGCCGGCCUCGCCCUCGGCAUCUACCCGGCCCAGAAGCUCCGCGUCUCCGUCGCCGUCUUCGCCCUGUUCCGCGCCCUCGAGUUCGCCUGGAACCUGUGCGAGGGCGAGGGCCUCGUCUGGGGCUGGAAGAACGGCGGCCGCCUCAAGCGCGAGCGGCCCUGGUGGUGGGGCAGCUGGCUCCUCCAGCCUUUUGCCCUCGGCCAGUUGUUUCAUGCCUUCGUCUUUGAUCGCGACUGCUUCCCGGAGCCGAUUGGCAAGUUUAUCGUCGGGGGUUCGACGGCGUAUCUGCACCCCAGGCCGGAGGGGUAUCCGAGCCAUAUUACGUGGCCUAGCGCGUAUGAUAUUGUGGAUAGUCUUGCCCGGAUGGCACGUCUCGACUGGCCACCUUACAUCUCACCGACACUCUUCCCCGACAAGGAGACUCUCCCGCUAUCUCUUUCAGCCGUAAGACCUCUGACCUCGUUGGCCCACCCCAUCAUCACAUCGCUCUCCUGCGCGACACUCCACCCCUCCGACCCGUCCUGUCUCCGCACCUACCUGCAGUUCUGGCUCGGCUCGUUCCCGCCGCUCGCCCGCCUCUUCCUGGGCCUGUACGCCGCGCUGGCCCUCCUUCCCGGCGGCGGGCGGAAACUCUUCUACCACGCGCCGCUGGCGACGCUGCAGGGCGUGCUGGCGCGGGCGCUCCGCACGUCGAGCUUCCUCGCGGGCGCGCUGUCCACGGCGUGGGCGUCCGUCUGCUUCUUCCAGCAGUGGUUCCCGCGGCACUUCCUCCCGCGGCUGCGUUUCUUCCUCGGCGGGUUCGCGGCGGGGUUGUGGGCGUGGGCGGACCGGAGGAGGGGCCGGGCGGCGUUCCUGUACUCGGCGAGGGCGAGCGUGGAUUCGCUCUGGAAGGUGGGCGUUAAGAGGAGGUGGUGGAGGGGGAUGAAGGGCGGGGAUGUGUGGGUUUUUGUUGCCGCCUUGAUAGUUACCGGGGUGGUGUACGAGCGGGAUGCGGGGGCGAUGCGGGAGGCUGGGUGGAGGAAGGGGGUCAGCUGGGUACGGGGGACGGGGUUCCGGGAUUGGAGCAUUGAGGAAGAUGAGGUGGAGGGAGAGAGGGAUGAGGAGGAGGACGAAGAAUUCGAGCCGAAGGAGUGA